AGUGGGUAAAAUUCCAUGCUUUGGUUUGAUGAAAUAUUGAAAUGGUACAGAUUACAGACUAAGAAAAGAAGAAGAAGAAAAGGGAAAUUACUGCUGUGGCAGUCCCCUACUCACACACUCAGCAGCAUUUACACUCUCGCACUGUGACAAACAGAAAAGCUCUCAACUUUCACCCAUCCCCCCUUAUUCCUUCUUCCUCCGCCGAAAAUUCAUGGCUUCCAGCUGCCCCUAACUCCCAGAAUCAUCACUUCAGCUAACCGCCCAGUGAGCACCCUCUUCAAUUAAGUUCCCUGCUCGACUUCUUCGACUGGUUCGCUUGAAUUUUUCUGCGAGAGGGGCUGUUGUUUAGCUUGGGAGGGUUAUGGAUGAGGGAGUUUCUCUGAGCAGGCAUACUUUCGCCAUUGUCCUUCUUCUUCUGCUGCUUCUGAGUUUUGAAGGAUGCAAUUCCAUGGAACCUUUGCUCCCAGAGUUAUCUCCUAAUGCAGCUCCUCAGCCAUUUCUUCCUCUCCUGGCACCUUCCCCUCUGACUCCUUUCACAAAAAACACAAUUCCACGACUAUCAGGAGAGUGUGCAUUGAACUUUACUGCCGCUGAGAGCAUGAUGAGCACAACAUCGAUUGAUUGUUGGGCAUUCUUUGCGCCACUUCUGGCCAAUGUCAUGUGUUGUCCUCAGUUGGAAGCUACACUCACUAUUCUCAUAGGCCAAGCUAGUAAAGCCAGCAAUGUGCUGGCUCUAAGUGGCAGUGCAUCAAAGUACUGCCUUUCGGAUAUCGAGCAGAUCUUGAUUGGUCAGGGUGCUGCUGAGAAUCUGAGGAGGAUAUGCUCCAUUCAUCCGUCGAAUCUCACCAAAGGGUCUUGUCCUGUUAGAGACGUGGAUGAGUUUGAGAAAUCUGUGGAGUCUGAAAAGCUCCUUGCUGCUUGCCAAAAUAUCAAUCCCGUGAAGGAAUGUUGUGAGCAAGUUUGUCAAAAUGCCAUUUCUGAAGCUGCUGAAAAGAUCGCGGCAAAAGCUUCUCCAGUUUUGACUCUCAAUGGUCCCGGUACUUUACCUAUGAACUCAUCAACUGUAGUUCAUGAUUGCAAGAGGAUUGUCUUAAGAUGGCUUGCUAGUAAAAUGGAUUCUUCAAGAGCAAAGGAGGUUCUCAGGGGGCUUACCAAUUGCAAAGUGAACAAAGUUUGCCCUCUGGUUUUCCCUGACAUGAAACAUGUCACCAAGGAAUGUAGCAACACGAUGCGAAACCAGACAGAAUGUUGUCAAGCCAUGGAGAGCUAUGUGUCUCACUUACAGAAGCAGAGCCUCAUUACAAAUCUUCAAGCUUUAGAUUGCUCUACAACGCUUGCUAUGAAGCUGCGAAAUUCAAACAUCACAAGUGAUAUUUAUAGCCUUUGUCACAUAACUCUCAAAGAUUUCUCACUCCAAGUUUUGGGAGCAGAAUCUGGAUGCCUUCUGCCAAGUUUGCCCUCUGAUGCAACAUUUGACCAGUCUUCUGGGAUCAGCUUCAUCUGUGAUCUGAAUGACAAUAUUCCAGCGCCAUGGCCCACUUCUUCACAGUUAUCAGCAUCGUCGUGCAAUAAAACUACCAAACUCCCAGCACUUCCAGCUGCUGCUUCUUCUGCUCAAAGUGGCCUGUACCACAGGGGAGUGUUCUUUCUCAUGUUGUCGCUAACUUCAACAGCCACCGCUGUGCUCUUAUGAUCUCCGGUCAUCCAGCCACGCUGCUUUCGUUUUAUUGUAGAUCAACAAGACGGUUCCAUGUUCCCUUGCAAAAUAUACAGUCACUAUACGAAAGAUGUAGACUUUGAAGAAGAGGUGAUCAACAAUGAAGAAGUUGUCCCUGCAACCAGAGAGACUACUUCUUCCAAGUGAAAUUGCGGUGUCCUCUCCCUCGGUUUCGUCCUACCAAUUGAGCCUUCAAUCCUCAACAGCAUGCUCCCUCUGAUCCCCCAUUGAUUCAUCAAUUCUUGUUUGCUGGUGUAACAAAUUUUUGUAAGAGAAUGUUGAUAUAUAUAGAUAGAUAGCUAUUGUAUGUGUAGCCCAAGCUUCAUACUUAGCUACUUGUUAGCUUGGGAUGUAGUGAAUGUUGAACAUUGUAUGAGCUUUAGUUUGGAUAUCAGCAAUGUGAUUUCCAUAUGUGGUGGUGGAGGUUCUGUAGUGUUAGCAUGAUAUUUAUGAAUGACGGUGGCUCGACUCGUUGAAUAAAAUAAGUUUG
Messenger RNA from Linum tenue, 2207 nucleotides. The record is from the annotation of a GenBank genome assembly. Lineage: Eukaryota; Viridiplantae; Streptophyta; Magnoliopsida; Malpighiales; Linaceae.